GCACGGACUCUGACAGCACGGGGCUCUAGUAAUAGCCUGCCAGGUGCCGCAACGCUGUAGAAAUAGGACGAGUUGAAAGCAAAUAAUAUAAAGAAAAGCUUCUACAGCGAGGAGACACCUCUCAGUGGCAGAUUCAAACCAAGUGCUCCUCCUAGGAUAUAUAGGCAGGCAAACGCCACAAUAACCAACCAAAGGCUGCCAGAGGGUAGAGAGGAGCGCAGAAGGCAAUCCACAUCCAUCUGCCAGCCACUUAGCACGCGCUAACAUUUCCAGUCCGGAUUACAGCACAGCUGUCUCGCUGCUACCAGGAAAAUGUCUGCCCCAGCCGCUGGAGCCCCUGCACCAGAGGGAGGGAAUCAGCCCCCUCCCAACCUCACCAGCAACCGCCGUCUGCAGCAGACACAGGCCCAGGUGGAUGAGGUGGUGGAUAUCAUGCGUGUAAAUGUGGACAAGGUUCUGGAACGUGAUCAGAAGCUGUCAGAACUGGACGACAGGGCCGAUGCCCUGCAGGCUGGAGCCUCUCAGUUUGAGACCAGCGCUGCAAAACUGAAGAAUAAAUACUGGUGGAAGAAUGCCAAGAUGAUGAUUAUCCUGGGUGUGAUAUGUGUGAUUGUCCUCAUCGUCAUUAUUGUGUACUUCAGCACCUAAGAAGAGUUGCUCCUACCCCAGUCUGAUCCUCAUUUCCUUGUUAAAGAAAAAACCCUUAAAUUGAUGAAAAAUUAACCACAGAUGAUUAAUUUACUCUCUCUCUAUAUAUAAUUAUAUCUCCCCAAUUAGCCUCAAUAUAACACCCCUAAACCCUUCAGGGCCCCAUGGCUCCCCCACUUCCACCACCUCGCCUCUGGACCCCUGUCAAUAUUUGUCCUGUGAGUGUGUGGCCCCGUCUCCUUUCUAGGUACUCUUGGCUUUUCUAACCUGCCAUACUGAGAACCAAACACUUGUGACGAUGCAUCAACAGAAAAGGAAACAACGAUUGGCGAUAAUUGUUACAUAACUGAUAUAUAUAGUUCUUUGUAGAGUUUUAUUCUGAUAUAUACCGUUUUUGUAGGUGUGUGUGUGCGGUGGGUGUGCAUUUUGUACUUUUUAUUUUUUGUAUUAAUUUGAUGUAUGCUUCAGCGGUAACUACUGCCUAUUAAUCAAAGUGUGUACUUUGCAUGUUUCAUCAUCUUUCCGUCCCCUGCUUCUUCUCUCUUUUUGGUGUUUUUUUUGCACAGUGGAGUUAGCCUCCAUUCAACUACCGGAAUACCAGUUUCCAUCUGUCUGAGUCACUUGUAUCCACUAAACAUCAAAUAAGCCAGUGAACUAAAACUUGCACUGAAAAAAGUGACAUCAAGUUACAGAAAUUGCAGCUAAUCCACAGACAGAACUGCUUUUAAAAAUUCUCCAGGUUUCUCCUUGUUGAGCUCAGGAUUUCGAUAACUUGAUGCCAUAAAAAAAAAAAAAAAAAAAAAAAUCAAGUCUUAGCUUCUUUUAUGGCUUUUUGAGAGAUUUAAUGCUCGCUGGUCUCGAUCAAGCGUACAAAUAAUGCAUGAAUUGUGAAACUGCUCUAGUAAUCAUCAUCAUCAUUCCCAACCCUUUUCAUGUAUUCCUCCCAUUAACUGUCAUUUCUCUUUUGAAAUUUCACUCUUGGAUAACUUUCAUCUGUAGCGUCUUUUAUGCCCCCCCCAAUCCCCUUCUGUCUCUCGGCAUGCUUGGACACCGCAGUUUCUUCUGAUAAUUUCAAAACUGCCAUAGUACAGUUGGACCAAUGUCUGUAGAUGUUUCUUUUUUUAUUUAAAUAUUACGUAGUGUCUUAUUUCGAAAACAUUCCUUCAUUGCAGUCUAGUGCAAAUGCUCUUACUGUAGCACAUGUAAGUGUAAGUAUCUUCUGAAAAACAAAAUGAGAUGAAACUAGUGUCGAAAACGUUGGUCAUACAAACCAUUGGAGAAAAUAGUUAAAUAGCUGUAAGGGUAUAUUUUGGAUAGAAAGGAUUAAACUUUGAAUCUGUCCAGAUUUUUAUUUUUAUUUUUAUUUUUUGGAGCUAUUAUCUUAACAUUAUACUUACACACUCUAUACUCUGGAGAUGUAUUCAUGCCAAGCUGUUGAUACAGGCUUGAAAAACCUUUCCAAGGCAAAAUGGAACCAUCGCAUAAAAUUGAUGACUUUCCACACAGCAAAAAGCCUUAUUCUCAGUCACUUUUAUCAGUAACUAUAGGUUAUUUCCAGUCACACAAACCACCCCUCACACUUUUAGUUCGUGCAGAGGGACUGCAGAAAAGGAAUCUGCUUCAAAUGCACAAGCAACCUUGUUUUUGAUGGCGCUGUCUGGCUGCUCCAUAGCCUGGCCAAAGCAGGUCCUGGUGCAGUAAAAACAAAACAAACAAACAAAAAAAAACCCUCUCCACAUGAAGAGCACAUUAAAAAGAGACAAUUCAGACUUGCAGAUCUAGCAACAGGGACAGGGGCUAAUGAGGAGAGCAGUCAAAUUCACAGUUUCGAUUUACUUCAGCAGUCUGCUGACCGUCAAAGGUUAGUGACAAGAAAAGUAAGUCGCAGUUUAAAAAAAAAAAAAGUAGCAUUCCUAAGACGAGCAUUUUGCUAGAGCAGUGGUUCUGUCUCAGUGUGUCUCCCUAUAGUUAAGGCCUUUUUCUUUUUUAAAUACUAUAGAUUCUAUUUUUUAUUAUAGUAUAUUUUUGUGUGAAACAGACAGGUAAAGAGGAAGUGUGCAAUCAGUACCAUGUGCUGCUAACCGCAGUGAGCUCCUCUUUACCUCUGUCUGCUGUGUUUUUUGUAAUUCAGCUCUGUGCGUUAUACACUGCCAAGCAUCAAGGGAGAGGCUUCUAUUGUUGUUCCGGUUAUUUCUUUCAAUGGUGCCCUCACUGGUUUGGUCUUGAACUCUUAUGUAACUUGAUUUUGGCAUCUCCUCCUGAGUAUGUGACCGUUUAGGCUACAUUAGGAGCAGGAGAGCAGGGCAAUACACAUGCACUUGAUUUUUCUUUUCUUUUCUUUUCUUUUUUAUUUUCAGAUGCUGUGGCAAACUAAGGCCUUUUACACAUUUAAUUUCUCAAAACUGCCGAAGGCUUUUGUAGGGAUUUGAAAGCAUUUUGCUUUCAGCCGCAGGAGGAUUUAGAGUUUUCCUUGUGGUUGUGGUGCAUUAUCUGUGUUUAGAGAAAUGAUGUACCGGCCUGCAUUAAUAAAUGCUCAACAGGAAGCUGCUUAGUUCAUGCUUUACUGCCACUAAUGCCAUUGUUAGCAGUCCUGAAAUGUAGUUUUCAAAUCAUACAGUGGGAACUACAGCAUUUCAAAACAAAUGUGUAUAAAGCCUUAGUAGCCGUGUCUCUUUUUAUCUUCCCCACCACCACCUGAGUAAACCAACCUGCCCCUGUUUGCUCAACUCAGUUUUUCAAAUUCCUUGUGUGUGUGUGUGUGUGCGCGCGUGUGUGUGGAGAGAGAGAGUGAGAGUGUGUAUGUGUGCACAGGUGCUUUAAUGUGUAUGUGUGUGUGUGAGUGUUAGAAUAGCUCUGUCUUGGGAAUAUCCCCAGUUUAUCCUGACAGAUUAGGCUGCUUAACUCUCAGAGUGAGGGCACGUUGUUUCCUUGAUCGCUGAAGUACAGCGAACAGAGGGGUUAACAGAACUGUUGGCCUGUUCCAUUAGGAAACACCCGGACCUUAACAAACCCGCUCCUCCUCACUUUCCCCCCCCACAUGUUUUCCCCAAAUAAAGCAAAAGCAAACUGCAGAAGAUUACCAAAGACCAGAUUUCCAUGCUUACGCUGCCAAUUGCCAUCAAAAACAAGCAGAUAGAAAGAGGUUAUCCAGACUAUCCGAGUCUGUUUCAAAUAGCUCACACCCUUACUCUAUCUGUAAGACCUUUUAACUCAUACACACUGUUUAUGUGGUGUGUCCGUUUGGCUUGUGAGCGUGCCAUCCUAUCGUAUGCAAGUUAAACCAAAACCUGAGGACCGCAUGCUUCAAAUCUCAAAAUACAUUAGCCUCCCCUAUCAUGUGUAUCCAGGUUUGAAGAGCUUCUUUAGUCUAUGACUAGUUUGUAGACACAUGAUCCUGUAACGAAUUAUAGCACAAGUCUUCUUUUUGUGUAUCGCCACAGUGCUACAGAUUUUUCAGAUGAAAAGAUACAAACUACUGCUAUUAGACAUAACCAAGAAAAACAUAUGAAUCUGCAUUGUUUGGUGUUGUAAGAUGGGGGUGUUUUGGGGAUAAGGGGUCCAUAUCCUCAGGUUUAAAGCAUUAGCAAAUUUACCAAAAUGUAUACAAGGGCAAAAAUGACAUAAGAAAUAGUAAAAUUGGAUUUGUUGACAAUAUAAAAUCAUCAUUGGAUUACAGAUGUGGUCCUUUUAGCCAUCUUACAGGAGAUAACCAUACAGUGGACUGAAGUGAAAUAACACUACUGAUUGGGGUAGGACUUGUGUGUUAUCCAUAAAUCCAGCUGUUGUCCUGUGAGAGCUCAGCCCUAUUGGUCACAAUAGUGGAAAUGAAGUGAGUGCUCUCUUUCUCUGUUGCUUUACUGUCUGUAUGAAAAGAAGUGUGCAUAAAUUUUAACACCGUGGCACUUUUUUUUUCUUCUUUUUUAAAUGUUGUGAUCCAUUCAUUGAAGCAGGAUGGGAAUUUGAUUCACUGCUGAAUAUUGUCUUAUGUCAGCUUCCAGAAACGUUCAGUGAUCUCAGCGCUGUGUUCGGGUCAUUUAGGGGGGGAAGUGUUCGGAGCCUUUUCGGAGCUCUUGAAUUUGUAAUUCAAAUUUCGAAAGCAAGCAAGCAGGAAGAGACCAACACAAAAUCCACAACCUCAUUAGCAUGUUUGCCAAUUACCCCUAAAGGGGAUGAACGCAGCAACAAGGAGGGAACCUUUGAGUCUCUGAAUCAUCUUUGGAUGGUUAUAAAUGCACAAUAUUCUGCUUAACAUAUGUUAACAUGUCUCUUUCUUUUUUUUUUUAACCAAAUAUUGUGUUUUUACUUUGCAUCAGUUUAGUAAUAACUCCAGAUGUUACUGAGUUGUUUGUGUGUCAGCACUGAUGGGUAAAGGUAAAGAAAAUGGGAAGUUUAGAGGGGGUGGGAAAGUAUUUUUACCUUCCAAUUGUCCAGAGUGCUUAGAAUGACUCUACAGUUUACAUCAGAUUGCCGUUUGUAUCUACAAGAUAUAUUUUUUGUUUAAAUCAGUUUAUUUUUGAGGAAAGACUUUUUUUUUUUUGUCUCUUUGGGAGUAGGGUUUCUGGGAUGAAGGUCCAUAUUGCCCCUGCUCAUCUGGCCUUACAGGAGGGACAGGACUGGAGGAUCAUGGGCAAUAUGCUGAGCUGUGUUUUUUUUUUUUUUCUUUUAUGUUUGCUUUUAUUUAUUGAUAGAUUUAUUGUGCUGUCAUUUGGUAUGGGAUUAGAAACUUAACAAGGUUGACUCAAUGUAAAGGAGAGGAGACUGAAUGAAAAACUAAAGUACAUAAAAUAAUUGUAGUGUAAAUCUAUCAAUGUCUUAUUAUAUUGAUGAACAUCAUGAAAUAUAUGUAUAUUGGAAAAACAAUGUCUAUGA
Molecule: messenger RNA, 5517 nt
Organism: Archocentrus centrarchus (flier cichlid)
Lineage: Eukaryota; Metazoa; Chordata; Actinopteri; Cichliformes; Cichlidae
Gene: vamp2
Product: vesicle-associated membrane protein 2
Exons: 5
Coding region: 313-648 (111 amino acids)
Biological process (GO): vesicle-mediated transport
Cellular component (GO): membrane
Source: RefSeq, a predicted model, not a curated record